CGGGGUAAACCACGCCCCGUUUCCCACGCGUUUACGUAAUGCCUCUGACGAGAGUGGGCAAGUGGGCUGUGGUGUAUGGAGUUGUAGCUGUGGAGAUGGCGGCCAUUACUGGCUCAUAUCUGCAGUGGAAGAAGCUCAACUCCAGCCAAGAUUACCGUAAAUGGAUGCGAGACCACCACCCUAAAGCCCUAGACGGUAGCGUUUUAUUGGACGUGUACUCUGGCAGGAGUCCACGAUGCCAAGGAGAGAGAUCUGAGAGACUGGAAGAACUCUUAGUGUGUGUGGGUGGCUUGCCUAGUCAUCAUCAUCAUCAUAAUAUGACAGCCAUGACUUAGAGCCCUUCACUCAUGGGAUGUAACAUUAACUGCGGCCAU
This is a messenger RNA of Geodia barretti, 374 nucleotides long. The record is from the annotation of a GenBank genome assembly. Lineage: Eukaryota; Metazoa; Porifera; Demospongiae; Tetractinellida; Geodiidae.